Messenger RNA from Bursaphelenchus xylophilus (pine wood nematode), 3498 nucleotides. The record is from the annotation of a GenBank genome assembly. NCBI's taxonomy places the organism in Eukaryota, Metazoa, Nematoda, Chromadorea, Rhabditida, Aphelenchoididae.
AUGUUGUCGCCGAAUCCAUCGCCUAAGACAUUCCCCUAUCAGUCCAGGCAACAAAGUAAUGCCCAUUUGUGUUAUACUUGACAUUUGAAUUUAGGUCCAUACGAAAAUAGGUUCACUCCAUUGAAUGGAAGGUCGCCGUUGGAAAGGAGAAGUCCGUUGGACGCUCGAAUCCCUUCACCGCAAAAUUCUUUGUUGUCUCCAAGGCCAGAUUAUGGACUAACUCAAUAUUAUGAUCCAGAUGAAGGGCCCUGUGAACUGGCUUAUUCAAGUCCUGUGAGGCCGGUGAAACGUUUCGAAAUUCAACCCUGGUUUGAGCAGCUUGUAAGUGGCUCUUUUCUGUAGCAUUUUAACUUCAUAUACCUUUCGUAUGUGAAUUAUAUUGUUUAGGUUCGAAAUAAAUUCUUUUGGGCAUCUGCAGCAGCGGCCCUGGCAGCAGCUCCAAUUUUUCUCUUACUGGUACUCAUUGUCCAAUCCAGCGUCCUUUCACCUUUCACAUCCGUAUUUAGUAAGUUAAUUUAUGAUUUGUCUUAUGCUUUUAGAUACAUUAUUGUUAUUCCUUCAAUUGGACUUCUAUCUUUCCCUCAUUUUGGCAUGUGCAACAGUUUUCGUCUUCUCGCAAAUCGUCUGUCGCCAUUGUUUUGGAAGUAAGUUUGUUUAUCUUUUCUAUUUCUAUUGGAUUUAGUGUUAUUUGAGCAGAACUAUGAUGUUACCAAAGAAGUCCCAUUGAUUGCUUGUUCGUUGACAAUUGUUAUCACCGUUCUCUUCUGGGUUUAUACUAGCUGUGCUGCUCUGGAAUCCACCGUUCUCACUGCCAGCGGGUACGAUUUUUUAUAGUAAUUUUUGAUUUUGUUGUUUUAGAUCAAUUUACGUGUUCUUUUGGGCAUUGACCUUAUUCGCGUCUUUUAACACCGCGUUCUCAGCCAAUUUCCGAUGGGAAUUUGUCAAUGUAGGUGCAAAAUUUUUUUAUUUUUUUUGUCUAUGUCAAGCGUAAUGUUUAUUUUCAGGAGACUCCAUUGAACUAUUUCCGAGCCAUCCUACCUGAUCUACUUUAUUAUACGGUUAUUGACACUGUACGGAAUGCUGCGAGAUCCCUUGUGUUCACAGUAUUAUUGUCUCCCCUCUUUUCUUUCACUCGAUCCAGCUUCUUUGAUCUGAUUCUGAGAGCCGGUUUGAUGAUCAAUCACUUUGCUGUUGUUCUGGCAGGUAUCGUAGCGGUCAGAUUCUCAUUCGAAUUGCUUAAUGCCAUCGUAAUGCAGCCAUUGAAUCUUCCAAUGCCAACUUCCACAACUUUUUUGAGCGAUGAAACUGAGAAAACUCAGAAGAAUGUGCUAAACGCGAUCUCAUCGGCCAAUUUGUUGCUAAGGGUAAGUAGUGUUGAGGCGUUGAUAUCAAGAUUGAUUUAGAUCUUUGGUUUCCAAGCCCUCUAUGAUCUCUCGAUGCGAUCCGAACAAGGCCGAGCAUUAAUUUAUUCGAUCAGUCAACCAGCCGGAAAGCCUAGAAAUUGGAUGGCUGUGAGGGAUGCCUGUAUGGAAUCCAUUGAAUACAUCCAUGAAUUAUUGGCCCAAAAAGUUGGCAAGAUCGAGACCAGGCCUGGAUUCGAAAAACAAAAGAAGUUGACACAACUUGGGCCAAGUGUGAGGUCGGCCAUGACACCUACGGUAAGACCAUUGGCUGCCAGAGCUCUCUCGGGAACGGCGACGGACCUCAACGAAGAAAAAAGAUUACAAUUCACUUCUCCCAGCAAAGCCAGACUAUUGUUGCCACCCAAUGUAAACCCCAGACAUUUCGGUAAGCUUUUUAUAUUGCUUUUGGAAUAUGGGAGAAUAAAACAGAAAUUUUGAAGUAUUUCCUUUGCAAAAUAUAGGUGAAAUCUGUUAAAGAAUUUUUUUUAAAAACGUAAGCAAAGCGUGUAAGCGGCAUACCGUAUUCCUGCCGGCGCUGGAAUUUAAAAAAAUAUGGUAGCGCUCCACUUUUACUUUUUUUGCCGUCUGGAUUACAGUAAUCUUGAGCGGAUAACCGGUUGUAAUCAAUCUUCUCAAAUGUUUCAACUAUUUUUUGGCGCAUUAAGUGAAAACGAAAUUGAUGGCUAAAAAGGAUUUGAAAAGUAGCUGAACUUACUCAAAACUUAGUCAGAUCCACACGUAAUAGUGUCUGGGGUAGUCUGUCUCAGACUUGUUACAAUUAAUUGGGUGGUUGCAUUUGGAGCACACUUCUUUAAACUUAUCGAAGACAUUAAAACGGGUCAUUUGGGGCAUCCGCUGGCUUUUUUCACGUAAUUUAUUCGAUUGGACGGAAGCUGAAGGAAUGAAUCGACUUUUACUACUCAAUAAUUGAGAUUUAUAGCUAUUGUCGGGAGUAAGAUUGAUCCCCAUUUUUAAUCGCGUUAACCUUUAAUAGUUAUAUGAUGGGGUUGAAAGUUUUGAAAAUGUCGGAUGAUUUUCUUGGGGAACAAAGUUCGGUUAUGCCGACUGGCGAUUGAUUGUUAUCCACUUCUCUGACCAAUCGUUGGCUUUUUUAAAUGGAAAUGGCAAGAGAAGCGUCUGAUCUGCCUAAAACCGUCAUAAAUAGCAUGCCAAAAGAUUGCAGUAAUGAUAUCCGGAUAUGGUUAGUCCAAGUGUUGGAGUUGUCCUCGGCAAAUAGGACACCAUGGCCUACCAUUUUUGUAUGAUUGGGGUGCUAAUUCAAUUUCUCGAAUAGCCAUUGAGGUGAGCUUUAGGCCAAUCAAACCCUUGGGCUAGCGUUUCCACUUGAAAUAGCCGUGGUUUUCGACGGUGGAUUAAUCGAUGUUUGCGGUUCAUAAUAGGUUGGAAUCGUGAUAAAAUAGUUAUGUAAUUUGUGCUGAAAUUUAACGGAACUGCUUUUAGAAGCUCCAAAACAAAAAGCGAGGACGUUUUCAUUAUCCUUGAGCAGCUUCCCACUUCUCAACAAAUGGAUCAACUUGUUCAAAGACAACCUUCUCAAACCAGCACCAGCCAUCCAAACGUAUUACCUGAUCCAGGCUGAGUAUGCCAUCAAUUGUUUGUCGGUUUUGACUGCGAAUUCGAUCAAGGAAGACCGAUUUGGAAUUGUGCAAAAGGAUUUGGCACCGAUCUUCUCCAUCCUGCUGCGUUUGGAAUUGGCCAUCGAUUUGUACAUCAGAUCCACCAGUGUAGGUUUAGUGUAUACUUUAAGUUAAACGUAGAAUUGAAGGAUCUACUGUAGACGCCCUUUUAUCAAAAGCGUGAAAGAAUUUUUCUUGUUUACUUUCGGGAUAAUAUUUUUUAAAUAUUCGUGGUGAAAGACUAUUUCACACCGUCAUGGCUGAUAAGAAUUGUUGUAAUCGUUGACUUUUAGAACCGUAAAGAGGAUGUGAUGAUCAGACCCAACCUGAGUCGACUCGAGGAUGUCCUGAUGGACUCGAUCAAACGUCUUUACAUCACGUACAAUGAUCACAUUGAUAGUCUUGAGCUGGCCCCAUCUGAAAGAGAUCUUCUCAAUAUCCUCUCGUCCAACUUCUAG